AUGCGCAAGUUUGCGAGUCUCCCUAACCUGAACGGAUCUCUAACGGUGGAGUCGGCCGGGGCGGUCUUGGGGCGUCUGGCGUCGCUUGUUGGCAAAGCCGACAGCACGGUGCUGGCAGCAAGGAGGACGGACCCGCCAACAAGGCUCGCUGGACGCUCCAGUAUGUCGACCCCGCCGGGUGGGAAGGGCGCUGUUUACGAGGUCAUGGACAUCCCGUGCGAGCCCCGGGAGCGCGUCGCCUUCCACACGCUCACCGUCCUCGACGCAUCGGCGGCUGGCGGCCGGGGUCCUUGA
Molecule: messenger RNA, 294 nt
Organism: Gaeumannomyces tritici R3-111a-1
Lineage: Eukaryota; Fungi; Ascomycota; Sordariomycetes; Magnaporthales; Magnaporthaceae
Exons: 2
Coding region: 1-294 (97 amino acids)
Source: RefSeq, a predicted model, not a curated record